Molecule: messenger RNA, 417 nt
Organism: Striga asiatica
Lineage: Eukaryota; Viridiplantae; Streptophyta; Magnoliopsida; Lamiales; Orobanchaceae
Source: the annotation of a GenBank genome assembly
AUGGAUCAUAACCAAGGAUAUAAUACUUUGGCAAGGGGUCAUCAAUCAUCAUUUGGUAAUCCAUCAAUUGUGCACUUUGCGUUCGUUAGAGAGAGAGAGAAAGAGAGAGAGCAGAGCAGAGCAGAGCAGAGGGGGACCUGGAGUGUUAGGGCACUUGUAUGCUUAGUCACCAAGAAAUUGCACAAAUUUGCUCCAAAAGCCAUAGUUGAAUUGAUGAAAAGAAGCAUCCACAUGAAUUUAUGUUCCAUUCCAAGCGAAACAAGGAAAUCCCAUACAUUGGGCUCCAUUACAAUAGCAGCAGGUAGCAAAACUAUAACUGCAAUCGGGGCCAUAUACAGCAUCAAAUUCAUGGAGUUCAACUUUUCCCUACAAAAAAAAGGGGGCAUUAAGUAUAACCCAAUAGUCAACCAAACUUAA